This is a messenger RNA of Acanthochromis polyacanthus (spiny chromis), 602 nucleotides long. RefSeq names its product HOATZ cilia and flagella associated protein (gene hoatz). The record is from RefSeq and is a predicted model, not a curated record. Gene Ontology annotation, biological process: cilium assembly. The transcript has a single exon. Bases 76 to 540 code for a protein of 154 amino acids. Lineage: Eukaryota; Metazoa; Chordata; Actinopteri; Pomacentridae.
GACCCCAGCAAACAAUGAAGCUAGCUAAUAAGCUAAGAGUUUUCAGAGUUGACAGGUUUCUGUCCUGAAAAUAAGAUGUCUGUUCAGGCUGAGGUUCCGGAGCAGGAGGAGUUUGACAAACUCUUUACCGUGUUUGACGGCUCUUCCCCGGAGGAUGUGUCACACGCCCGGCAGCUGUGGAGCUCUCUGUCCCUGCUGCCGCCGCUGGAGUCCCGCCUGGUGUCGGCUGAUAUCCGCCAGAGGCUGCCGGUGUCCCGGCCGCAGCGCAGCAGCACCGGUGCCAGACCUUCCGCUUCGGAGCCUCCGAGUGUCCACGAUGCUCUGCAGCUGCAGGAAGAGAGGCGGCGGUACGCAGCCAUGGCCGACCAGAGGAAAGAGAUCCAGGCUCUGAUGAGGAGACAGAGGGAGCAGAGGAUUCAGAAGGAGCUGCUGUCUGUGGCCUUCAAACCUAAGGCGAAGGUCUUCAGAGAAAACAUGAGGCAACAACAAGAAGCUUCAGAGACUGAGAUGGACAAGGAGCUGGUGAAACAGCUUCAGUAAAAAAGGACUGAUAGAGAUACAGAUAUGUCAAAAUAAAACAUCAGUUUAUUGCUGUGAAAUGA